AUGGUCUACUAUUUCAAGUCCACUGCGGUUGACCCCCCUGCCUUUAUUUAUGUGGGAAAAGAUAAAGUGGAAAACGAGGAUUUGAUCAAAUUCGGCUGGGACGAAGAUGUUUGGUACGAGUUUCAUGUGGACAAUCAUUCAAGUGCACAUGUGUACCUCCGACUGAAACCCGGCGAUUCGUGGACAUCUAUUGCCCCAGCUCUCUUGGAGGAUUGCGCCCAGCUGACAAAAGCAAACUCCAUUGAAGGCAACAAGAAAGACAAUGUCACAAUCAUCUACACACCAUGGUCGAACCUCAGAAAGGAUGCCUCCAUGGCCACAGGCCAAGUCUCUUUCCAUGACCCCAAGAAGGUCAAGAAAGUUCAUGUUGCCGUACGUCAGAACACCAUCGUCAACCGGCUAAACAAGACCAAGGUGGAAAAGUUCCCCGAUCUACAGGCCGAGAGAGAAGCGGACCUCAGGGAGAAGCGGAAAGCCGAGCGAAUCCAGCGUGAGCAGCAGAAGGCAAAAGAACGGGAGGAGAGAAUGCACCGGGAAGAACUGAGAUGGCAGAAAGACCAUGCUUACGACGACAUAAUGCGGGAGGAGGAGAUGGUGAGCAAUCAAGACCAAGACUCCAGGUUCUUCGAGGACGAUUUCAUGUGA
Molecule: messenger RNA, 645 nt
Organism: Capronia coronata CBS 617.96
Lineage: Eukaryota; Fungi; Ascomycota; Eurotiomycetes; Chaetothyriales; Herpotrichiellaceae
Exons: 4
Coding region: 1-645 (214 amino acids)
Source: RefSeq, a predicted model, not a curated record